Messenger RNA from Nematocida parisii ERTm1, 1459 nucleotides. RefSeq lists its product as uncharacterized. The transcript has a single exon. Bases 1 to 1452 code for a protein of 483 amino acids. The record is from RefSeq and is a predicted model, not a curated record. NCBI's taxonomy places the organism in Eukaryota, Fungi, Microsporidia.
AUGAAUAUUGAAAAAGUAGAAAUUAGUACUAACUGUGAAAGCAUACAGAAUAAAACAGAAACAAAAGCAACAACACCGCCGCCAAAACCGCCCAGACAUGGCAUAAAAAUCAGUGAUAUAUUGGCACCAGAGAGAAAGCUCAUUAAAUUUGCAUUUGAUAAAGAAGGCCUACUAAAUGAAGUAGAAAGCUUAGAACAGGAAGUCGAGAAGGCCAAGGAUGGGUCUACUUGUUAUUAUGAUCGGCUGUUUGGUUUAUUACAUACAAUAAUAUCUAAGCAUGUAACAAUAAAUAUAUCUCUACAUAUGAACAAUGAGCACAUUGAAAUAAUGAAGAGUAUAUCCAGCCGUAUUUUGGAAGAGAUGGUAAAGAGUCUGCAUUUUAGCAACAGCUCUCUAAUUUACAAGAAAAAUAAGCAGCAUCCAGUAAGCACAUCAGCGCUUAUGGAUAUUGUCAAAAGAAGCGUUGUUUCAUUUGCUGACUCUGAUCUGCUUAAUCGGGCCGAGCUAAGAGCGAAUGCAUGGUAUAAACAAAUGCUAAACUAUAAAAUACCAGAUUUUACAGCUUAUCUUACAUAUGUUAACAAAAUUCUUAAUGAAAAAAUGCUAGCCGAUGACAUUUUUAACUACACUCUAUACAGCGACAUAAAGGCCUUUGUAGAUGGGCUAGAGCUAAAUUCCAAUGGCCAUCUUCCAUUUAAAAGAACCUCUUCAAAUGAUAUACUAAACAAGUCUCUAUUUGGAGUAUACAAUAUUGAUAAAGCAGUUCAGAUUAUUAUGAAGAAUAGACAUAUUCUUAGAACAUACUUUAUCGACAAAAAUGUGCAGAAGGAAAAUCCACUGGAUGAUAGUGACAUUCAUUUAAUCGCCCUAUUCUUUUCGCAAUAUGAAGUGGCAAGGAAAGCCAUCUCCCACGCACACAGCUUUAUUGAUGUAAAUUCGCAGUACGUAGACAUAGACAACCUUACAUCCUCUUCUAAAAAAAACGAAAAGCGUGUAGUGUAUUUUAAUCCAAGAUCUGUAAACAGCAACAAUUGUGUUAGUAAGGAUGUAUUAAAGCAGGGAAUGAAGCAUAGGGCCUGGUCUGCAGAGUGUAUAAGCUACAUCCAAAAUAGAAUACUAAAAUUCAAAGAUCUUAUAAAUAAGAGCUAUGAUCCUAGCCAAGAUGCAAGUAAAUUAGCAGAAAAUUCUAGAAGAGUCCAUCUUGAUGCAAAUAGAUUUUCCAUGCCUAUUAUUUCUAGAUCAACUCCACAUACACAGGAAUUAAAUAUUGUUUGCAACGAAAGUAUGUGCAACCCCAGAGAUGCAAACACCAGUUCUUCACACAGAAGAAGCAUAUUAUAUAGAAUAUCUCACUCUAAGCCUGCUUCUAGAUGUACCCACGCAGCUGGUGUUGUAAUGGGCGCAUUAGGUGGAUUUUUUUUAAUCAGAGCAAGUUUUAAUGAGAUUAUUUAAUUUAUAC